Haemonchus placei is the source of this 267-nucleotide messenger RNA. The record is from the annotation of a GenBank genome assembly. NCBI's taxonomy places the organism in Eukaryota, Metazoa, Nematoda, Chromadorea, Rhabditida, Trichostrongylidae.
AUGUUACAUACGCUCCCAGAUUUCGAUGUGAUCGAUUGCCACCGAAUGCCUUCAGUUUGACGCCAGCAGAAGAUGUGGAGCGGCUGCCAUCAGGUGCGAAAUUGGAGUAUAAACCAUUUGUUCGACAUUUGGCUUAGCACAGGAACCGUUGAGUUGUUGUGGGAGAUUUCGAUCUUUUGUCAGCUCGAUAGGCAGCUUCCCACUCGUCUUGAUUGGCACAUAGUUACAGACGCGACAUUCUGUAAAAGACUAAGAAGACUUGCAUAA